Messenger RNA from Closterium sp. Naga37s-1, 15549 nucleotides. NCBI's taxonomy places the organism in Eukaryota, Viridiplantae, Streptophyta, Zygnematophyceae, Desmidiales, Closteriaceae. The record is from the annotation of a GenBank genome assembly.
AUGCUGAACAGCGGCGUGUUCCCGCUGUACGAGACGCUGGUGGCGGUGCUGCGGCUGAGUGGGCGGAGGGGGCAGGUGGCGGAGGGGGAGGGCAUCCUCGCGCUCAUGGGGGAGCUGCAACUCAACCAGCGGGCGGCAGGAGUUAUUCGCGUCGGGCAGUCACGCGGAGGGAAAAGCUCUUCUGUUGCGGGGGGUGGAGGACGGGAUGUGGCCCACAGCAGGCCUGAUAGACACCGUGGUGGAGAGCAGCUGCCGGGAGCGCCGCCUCUCUCCAUCUCACAUGCGUCUGCCCUCCCCUUUCCCUUCCACUCCCUGCAGAGGAGCUGCUCCCAUGCUGAAGGGAAAGCUCUGCUGUUGCGGGGGGUGGAGGACGGGAUGUGGCCCACAGCAGGCCUGAUAGACACCGUGGUGGAGAGCAGCUGCCGGGAGCGCCGCCUCUCUCCAUCUCACAUGCGUCUGCCCUCCCCUUUCCCUUCCACUCCCUGCAGAGGAGCUGAGCUGUUCGCAUCAGGCUCCCAUGCUGAAGGGAAAGCUCUGCUGUUGCGGGGGGUGGAGGACGGGAUGUGGCCCACAGCAGGCCUGAUAGACACCGUGGUGGAGAGCAGCUGCCGGGAGCGCCGCCUCUCUCCAUCUCACAUGCGUCUGCCCUCCCCUUUCCCUUCCACUCCCUGCAGAGGAGCUGAGCUGUUCGCAUCAGGCUCCCAUGCUGAAGGGAAAGCUCUGCUGUUGCGGGGGGUGGAGGACGGGAUGUGGCCCACAGCAGGCCUGAUAGACACCGUGGUGGAGAGCAGCUGCCGGGAGCGCCGCCUCUCUCCAUCUCACAUGCGUCUGCCCUCCCCUUUCCCUUCCACUCCCUGCAGAGGAGCUGAGCUGUUCGCAUCAGGCUCCCAUGCUGAAGGGAAAGCUCUGCUGUUGCGGGGGGUGGAGGACGGGAUGUGGCCCACAGCAGGCCUGAUAGACACCGUGGUGGAGAGCAGCUGCCGGGAGCGCCGCCUCUCUCCAUCUCACAUGCGUCUGCCCUCCCCUUUCCCUUCCACUCCCUGCAGAGGAGCUGAGCUGUUCGCAUCAGGCUCCCAUGCUGAAGGGAAAGCUCUGCUGUUGCGGGGGGUGGAGGACGGGAUGUGGCCCACAGCAGGCCUGAUAGACACCGUGGUGGAGAGCAGCUGCCGGGAGCGCCGCCUCUCUCCAUCUCACAUGCGUCUGCCCUCCCCUUUCCCUUCCACUCCCUGCAGAGGAGCUGAGCUGUUCGCAUCAGGCUCCCAUGCUGAAGGGAAAGCUCUGCUGUUGCGGGGGGUGGAGGACGGGAUGUGGCCCACAGCAGGCCUGAUAGACACCGUGGUGGAGAGCAGCUGCCGGGAGCGCCGCCUCUCUCCAUCUCACAUGCGUCUGCCCUCCCCUUUCCCUUCCACUCCCUGCAGAGGAGCUGAGCUGUUCGCAUCAGGCUCCCAUGCUGAAGGGAAAGCUCUGCUGUUGCGGGGGGUGGAGGACGGGAUGUGGCCCACAGCAGGCCUGAUAGACACCGUGGUGGAGAGCAGCUGCCGGGAGCGCCGCCUCUCUCCAUCUCACAUGCGUCUGCCCUCCCCUUUCCCUUCCACUCCCUGCAGAGGAGCUGAGCUGUUCGCAUCAGGCUCCCAUGCUGAAGGGAAAGCUCUGCUGUUGCGGGGGGUGGAGGACGGGAUGUGGCCCACAGCAGGCCUGAUAGACACCGUGGUGGAGAGCAGCUGCCGGGAGCGCCGCCUCUCUCCAUCUCACAUGCGUCUGCCCUCCCCUUUCCCUUCCACUCCCUGCAGAGGAGCUGAGCUGUUCGCAUCAGGCUCCCAUGCUGAAGGGAAAGCUCUGCUGUUGCGGGGGGUGGAGGACGGGAUGUGGCCCACAGCAGGCCUGAUAGACACCGUGGUGGAGAGCAGCUGCCGGGAGCGCCGCCUCUCUCCAUCUCACAUGCGUCUGCCCUCCCCUUUCCCUUCCACUCCCUGCAGAGGAGCUGAGCUGUUCGCAUCAGGCUCCCAUGCUGAAGGGAAAGCUCUGCUGUUGCGGGGGGUGGAGGACGGGAUGUGGCCCACAGCAGGCCUGAUAGACACCGUGGUGGAGAGCAGCUGCCGGGAGCGCCGCCUCUCUCCAUCUCACAUGCGUCUGCCCUCCCCUUUCCCUUCCACUCCCUGCAGAGGAGCUGAGCUGUUCGCAUCAGGCUCCCAUGCUGAAGGGAAAGCUCUGCUGUUGCGGGGGGUGGAGGACGGGAUGUGGCCCACAGCAGGCCUGAUAGACACCGUGGUGGAGAGCAGCUGCCGGGAGCGCCGCCUCUCUCCAUCUCACAUGCGUCUGCCCUCCCCUUUCCCUUCCACUCCCUGCAGAGGAGCUGAGCUGUUCGCAUCAGGCUCCCAUGCUGAAGGGAAAGCUCUGCUGUUGCGGGGGGUGGAGGACGGGAUGUGGCCCACAGCAGGCCUGAUAGACACCGUGGUGGAGAGCAGCUGCCGGGAGCGCCGCCUCUCUCCAUCUCACAUGCGUCUGCCCUCCCCUUUCCCUUCCACUCCCUGCAGAGGAGCUGAGCUGUUCGCAUCAGGCUCCCAUGCUGAAGGGAAAGCUCUGCUGUUGCGGGGGGUGGAGGACGGGAUGUGGCCCACAGCAGGCCUGAUAGACACCGUGGUGGAGAGCAGCUGCCGGGAGCGCCGCCUCUCUCCAUCUCACAUGCGUCUGCCCUCCCCUUUCCCUUCCACUCCCUGCAGAGGAGCUGAGCUGUUCGCAUCAGGCUCCCAUGCUGAAGGGAAAGCUCUGCUGUUGCGGGGGGUGGAGGACGGGAUGUGGCCCACAGCAGGCCUGAUAGACACCGUGGUGGAGAGCAGCUGCCGGGAGCGCCGCCUCUCUCCAUCUCACAUGCGUCUGCCCUCCCCUUUCCCUUCCACUCCCUGCAGAGGAGCUGAGCUGUUCGCAUCAGGCUCCCAUGCUGAAGGGAAAGCUCUGCUGUUGCGGGGGGUGGAGGACGGGAUGUGGCCCACAGCAGGCCUGAUAGACACCGUGGUGGAGAGCAGCUGCCGGGAGCGCCGCCUCUCUCCAUCUCACAUGCGUCUGCCCUCCCCUUUCCCUUCCACUCCCUGCAGAGGAGCUGAGCUGUUCGCAUCAGGCUCCCAUGCUGAAGGGAAAGCUCUGCUGUUGCGGGGGGUGGAGGACGGGAUGUGGCCCACAGCAGGCCUGAUAGACACCGUGGUGGAGAGCAGCUGCCGGGAGCGCCGCCUCUCUCCAUCUCACAUGCGUCUGCCCUCCCCUUUCCCUUCCACUCCCUGCAGAGGAGCUGAGCUGUUCGCAUCAGGCUCCCAUGCUGAAGGGAAAGCUCUGCUGUUGCGGGGGGUGGAGGACGGGAUGUGGCCCACAGCAGGCCUGAUAGACACCGUGGUGGAGAGCAGCUGCCGGGAGCGCCGCCUCUCUCCAUCUCACAUGCGUCUGCCCUCCCCUUUCCCUUCCACUCCCUGCAGAGGAGCUGAGCUGUUCGCAUCAGGCUCCCAUGCUGAAGGGAAAGCUCUGCUGUUGCGGGGGGUGGAGGACGGGAUGUGGCCCACAGCAGGCCUGAUAGACACCGUGGUGGAGAGCAGCUGCCGGGAGCGCCGCCUCUCUCCAUCUCACAUGCGUCUGCCCUCCCCUUUCCCUUCCACUCCCUGCAGAGGAGCUGAGCUGUUCGCAUCAGGCUCCCAUGCUGAAGGGAAAGCUCUGCUGUUGCGGGGGGUGGAGGACGGGAUGUGGCCCACAGCAGGCCUGAUAGACACCGUGGUGGAGAGCAGCUGCCGGGAGCGCCGCCUCUCUCCAUCUCACAUGCGUCUGCCCUCCCCUUUCCCUUCCACUCCCUGCAGAGGAGCUGAGCUGUUCGCAUCAGGCUCCCAUGCUGAAGGGAAAGCUCUGCUGUUGCGGGGGGUGGAGGACGGGAUGUGGCCCACAGCAGGCCUGAUAGACACCGUGGUGGAGAGCAGCUGCCGGGAGCGCCGCCUCUCUCCAUCUCACAUGCGUCUGCCCUCCCCUUUCCCUUCCACUCCCUGCAGAGGAGCUGAGCUGUUCGCAUCAGGCUCCCAUGCUGAAGGGAAAGCUCUGCUGUUGCGGGGGGUGGAGGACGGGAUGUGGCCCACAGCAGGCCUGAUAGACACCGUGGUGGAGAGCAGCUGCCGGGAGCGCCGCCUCUCUCCAUCUCACAUGCGUCUGCCCUCCCCUUUCCCUUCCACUCCCUGCAGAGGAGCUGAGCUGUUCGCAUCAGGCUCCCAUGCUGAAGGGAAAGCUCUGCUGUUGCGGGGGGUGGAGGACGGGAUGUGGCCCACAGCAGGCCUGAUAGACACCGUGGUGGAGAGCAGCUGCCGGGAGCGCCGCCUCUCUCCAUCUCACAUGCGUCUGCCCUCCCCUUUCCCUUCCACUCCCUGCAGAGGAGCUGAGCUGUUCGCAUCAGGCUCCCAUGCUGAAGGGAAAGCUCUGCUGUUGCGGGGGGUGGAGGACGGGAUGUGGCCCACAGCAGGCCUGAUAGACACCGUGGUGGAGAGCAGCUGCCGGGAGCGCCGCCUCUCUCCAUCUCACAUGCGUCUGCCCUCCCCUUUCCCUUCCACUCCCUGCAGAGGAGCUGAGCUGUUCGCAUCAGGCUCCCAUGCUGAAGGGAAAGCUCUGCUGUUGCGGGGGGUGGAGGACGGGAUGUGGCCCACAGCAGGCCUGAUAGACACCGUGGUGGAGAGCAGCUGCCGGGAGCGCCGCCUCUCUCCAUCUCACAUGCGUCUGCCCUCCCCUUUCCCUUCCACUCCCUGCAGAGGAGCUGAGCUGUUCGCAUCAGGCUCCCAUGCUGAAGGGAAAGCUCUGCUGUUGCGGGGGGUGGAGGACGGGAUGUGGCCCACAGCAGGCCUGAUAGACACCGUGGUGGAGAGCAGCUGCCGGGAGCGCCGCCUCUCUCCAUCUCACAUGCGUCUGCCCUCCCCUUUCCCUUCCACUCCCUGCAGAGGAGCUGAGCUGUUCGCAUCAGGCUCCCAUGCUGAAGGGAAAGCUCUGCUGUUGCGGGGGGUGGAGGACGGGAUGUGGCCCACAGCAGGCCUGAUAGACACCGUGGUGGAGAGCAGCUGCCGGGAGCGCCGCCUCUCUCCAUCUCACAUGCGUCUGCCCUCCCCUUUCCCUUCCACUCCCUGCAGAGGAGCUGAGCUGUUCGCAUCAGGCUCCCAUGCUGAAGGGAAAGCUCUGCUGUUGCGGGGGGUGGAGGACGGGAUGUGGCCCACAGCAGGCCUGAUAGACACCGUGGUGGAGAGCAGCUGCCGGGAGCGCCGCCUCUCUCCAUCUCACAUGCGUCUGCCCUCCCCUUUCCCUUCCACUCCCUGCAGAGGAGCUGAGCUGUUCGCAUCAGGCUCCCAUGCUGAAGGGAAAGCUCUGCUGUUGCGGGGGGUGGAGGACGGGAUGUGGCCCACAGCAGGCCUGAUAGACACCGUGGUGGAGAGCAGCUGCCGGGAGCGCCGCCUCUCUCCAUCUCACAUGCGUCUGCCCUCCCCUUUCCCUUCCACUCCCUGCAGAGGAGCUGAGCUGUUCGCAUCAGGCUCCCAUGCUGAAGGGAAAGCUCUGCUGUUGCGGGGGGUGGAGGACGGGAUGUGGCCCACAGCAGGCCUGAUAGACACCGUGGUGGAGAGCAGCUGCCGGGAGCGCCGCCUCUCUCCAUCUCACAUGCGUCUGCCCUCCCCUUUCCCUUCCACUCCCUGCAGAGGAGCUGAGCUGUUCGCAUCAGGCUCCCAUGCUGAAGGGAAAGCUCUGCUGUUGCGGGGGGUGGAGGACGGGAUGUGGCCCACAGCAGGCCUGAUAGACACCGUGGUGGAGAGCAGCUGCCGGGAGCGCCGCCUCUCUCCAUCUCACAUGCGUCUGCCCUCCCCUUUCCCUUCCACUCCCUGCAGAGGAGCUGAGCUGUUCGCAUCAGGCUCCCAUGCUGAAGGGAAAGCUCUGCUGUUGCGGGGGGUGGAGGACGGGAUGUGGCCCACAGCAGGCCUGAUAGACACCGUGGUGGAGAGCAGCUGCCGGGAGCGCCGCCUCUCUCCAUCUCACAUGCGUCUGCCCUCCCCUUUCCCUUCCACUCCCUGCAGAGGAGCUGAGCUGUUCGCAUCAGGCUCCCAUGCUGAAGGGAAAGCUCUGCUGUUGCGGGGGGUGGAGGACGGGAUGUGGCCCACAGCAGGCCUGAUAGACACCGUGGUGGAGAGCAGCUGCCGGGAGCGCCGCCUCUCUCCAUCUCACAUGCGUCUGCCCUCCCCUUUCCCUUCCACUCCCUGCAGAGGAGCUGAGCUGUUCGCAUCAGGCUCCCAUGCUGAAGGGAAAGCUCUGCUGUUGCGGGGGGUGGAGGACGGGAUGUGGCCCACAGCAGGCCUGAUAGACACCGUGGUGGAGAGCAGCUGCCGGGAGCGCCGCCUCUCUCCAUCUCACAUGCGUCUGCCCUCCCCUUUCCCUUCCACUCCCUGCAGAGGAGCUGAGCUGUUCGCAUCAGGCUCCCAUGCUGAAGGGAAAGCUCUGCUGUUGCGGGGGGUGGAGGACGGGAUGUGGCCCACAGCAGGCCUGAUAGACACCGUGGUGGAGAGCAGCUGCCGGGAGCGCCGCCUCUCUCCAUCUCACAUGCGUCUGCCCUCCCCUUUCCCUUCCACUCCCUGCAGAGGAGCUGAGCUGUUCGCAUCAGGCUCCCAUGCUGAAGGGAAAGCUCUGCUGUUGCGGGGGGUGGAGGACGGGAUGUGGCCCACAGCAGGCCUGAUAGACACCGUGGUGGAGAGCAGCUGCCGGGAGCGCCGCCUCUCUCCAUCUCACAUGCGUCUGCCCUCCCCUUUCCCUUCCACUCCCUGCAGAGGAGCUGAGCUGUUCGCAUCAGGCUCCCAUGCUGAAGGGAAAGCUCUGCUGUUGCGGGGGGUGGAGGACGGGAUGUGGCCCACAGCAGGCCUGAUAGACACCGUGGUGGAGAGCAGCUGCCGGGAGCGCCGCCUCUCUCCAUCUCACAUGCGUCUGCCCUCCCCUUUCCCUUCCACUCCCUGCAGAGGAGCUGAGCUGUUCGCAUCAGGCUCCCAUGCUGAAGGGAAAGCUCUGCUGUUGCGGGGGGUGGAGGACGGGAUGUGGCCCACAGCAGGCCUGAUAGACACCGUGGUGGAGAGCAGCUGCCGGGAGCGCCGCCUCUCUCCAUCUCACAUGCGUCUGCCCUCCCCUUUCCCUUCCACUCCCUGCAGAGGAGCUGAGCUGUUCGCAUCAGGCUCCCAUGCUGAAGGGAAAGCUCUGCUGUUGCGGGGGGUGGAGGACGGGAUGUGGCCCACAGCAGGCCUGAUAGACACCGUGGUGGAGAGCAGCUGCCGGGAGCGCCGCCUCUCUCCAUCUCACAUGCGUCUGCCCUCCCCUUUCCCUUCCACUCCCUGCAGAGGAGCUGAGCUGUUCGCAUCAGGCUCCCAUGCUGAAGGGAAAGCUCUGCUGUUGCGGGGGGUGGAGGACGGGAUGUGGCCCACAGCAGGCCUGAUAGACACCGUGGUGGAGAGCAGCUGCCGGGAGCGCCGCCUCUCUCCAUCUCACAUGCGUCUGCCCUCCCCUUUCCCUUCCACUCCCUGCAGAGGAGCUGAGCUGUUCGCAUCAGGCUCCCAUGCUGAAGGGAAAGCUCUGCUGUUGCGGGGGGUGGAGGACGGGAUGUGGCCCACAGCAGGCCUGAUAGACACCGUGGUGGAGAGCAGCUGCCGGGAGCGCCGCCUCUCUCCAUCUCACAUGCGUCUGCCCUCCCCUUUCCCUUCCACUCCCUGCAGAGGAGCUGAGCUGUUCGCAUCAGGCUCCCAUGCUGAAGGGAAAGCUCUGCUGUUGCGGGGGGUGGAGGACGGGAUGUGGCCCACAGCAGGCCUGAUAGACACCGUGGUGGAGAGCAGCUGCCGGGAGCGCCGCCUCUCUCCAUCUCACAUGCGUCUGCCCUCCCCUUUCCCUUCCACUCCCUGCAGAGGAGCUGAGCUGUUCGCAUCAGGCUCCCAUGCUGAAGGGAAAGCUCUGCUGUUGCGGGGGGUGGAGGACGGGAUGUGGCCCACAGCAGGCCUGAUAGACACCGUGGUGGAGAGCAGCUGCCGGGAGCGCCGCCUCUCUCCAUCUCACAUGCGUCUGCCCUCCCCUUUCCCUUCCACUCCCUGCAGAGGAGCUGAGCUGUUCGCAUCAGGCUCCCAUGCUGAAGGGAAAGCUCUGCUGUUGCGGGGGGUGGAGGACGGGAUGUGGCCCACAGCAGGCCUGAUAGACACCGUGGUGGAGAGCAGCUGCCGGGAGCGCCGCCUCUCUCCAUCUCACAUGCGUCUGCCCUCCCCUUUCCCUUCCACUCCCUGCAGAGGAGCUGAGCUGUUCGCAUCAGGCUCCCAUGCUGAAGGGAAAGCUCUGCUGUUGCGGGGGGUGGAGGACGGGAUGUGGCCCACAGCAGGCCUCAUAGACACCGUGGUGGAGAGCAGCUGCCGGGAGCGCCGCCUCUCUCCAUCUCACAUGCGUCUGCCCUCCCCUUUCCCUUCCACUCCCUGCAGAGGAGCUGAGCUGUUCGCAUCAGGCUCCCAUGCUGAAGGGAAAGCUCUUCUGUUGCGGGGGGUGGAGGACGGGAUGUGGCCCACAGCAGGCCUGAUAGACACCGUGGUGGAGAGCAGCUGCCGGGAGCGCCGCCUCUCUCCAUCUCACAUGCGUCUGCCCUCCCCUUUCCCUUCCACUCCCUGCAGAGGAGCUGAGCUGUUCGCAUCAGGCUCCCAUGCUGAAGGGAAAGCUCUGCUGUUGCGGGGGGUGGAGGACGGGAUGUGGCCCACAGCAGGCCUCAUAGACACCGUGGUGGAGAGCAGCUGCCGGGAGCGCCGCCUCUCUCCAUCUCACAUGCGUCUGCCCUCCCCUUUCCCUUCCACUCCCUGCAGAGGAGCUGAGCUGUUCGCAUCAGGCUCCCAUGCUGAAGGGAAAGCUCUGCUGUUGCGGGGGGUGGAGGACGGGAUGUGGCCCACAGCAGGCCUGAUAGACACCGUGGUGGAGAGCAGCUGCCGGGAGCGCCGCCUCUCUCCAUCUCACAUGCGUCUGCCCUCCCCUUUCCCUUCCACUCCCUGCAGAGGAGCUGAGCUGUUCGCAUCAGGCUCCCAUGCUGAAGGGAAAGCUCUGCUGUUGCGGGGGGUGGAGGACGGGAUGUGGCCCACAGCAGGCCUGAUAGACACCGUGGUGGAGAGCAGCUGCCGGGAGCGCCGCCUCUCUCCAUCUCACAUGCGUCUGCCCUCCCCUUUCCCUUCCACUCCCUGCAGAGGAGCUGAGCUGUUCGCAUCAGGCUCCCAUGCUGAAGGGAAAGCUCUGCUGUUGCGGGGGGUGGAGGACGGGAUGUGGCCCACAGCAGGCCUGAUAGACACCGUGGUGGAGAGCAGCUGCCGGGAGCGCCGCCUCUCUCCAUCUCACAUGCGUCUGCCCUCCCCUUUCCCUUCCACUCCCUGCAGAGGAGCUGAGCUGUUCGCAUCAGGCUCCCAUGCUGAAGGGAAAGCUCUGCUGUUGCGGGGGGUGGAGGACGGGAUGUGGCCCACAGCAGGCCUGAUAGACACCGUGGUGGAGAGCAGCUGCCAGGAGCGCCGCCUCUCUCCAUCUCACAUGCGUCUGCCCUCCCCUUUCCCUUCCACUCCCUGCAGAGGAGCUGAGCUGUUCGCAUCAGGCUCCCAUGCUGAAGGGAAAGCUCUGCUGUUGCGGGGGGUGGAGGACGGGAUGUGGCCCACAGCAGGCCUGAUAGACACCGUGGUGGAGAGCAGCUGCCGGGAGCGCCGCCUCUCUCCAUCUCACAUGCGUCUGCCCUCCCCUUUCCCUUCCACUCCCUGCAGAGGAGCUGAGCUGUUCGCAUCAGGCUCCCAUGCUGAAGGGAAAGCUCUGCUGUUGCGGGGGGUGGAGGACGGGAUGUGGCCCACAGCAGGCCUGAUAGACACCGUGGUGGAGAGCAGCUGCCGGGAGCGCCGCCUCUCUCCAUCUCACAUGCGUCUGCCCUCCCCUUUCCCUUCCACUCCCUGCAGAGGAGCUGAGCUGUUCGCAUCAGGCUCCCAUGCUGAAGGGAAAGCUCUGCUGUUGCGGGGGGUGGAGGACGGGAUGUGGCCCACAGCAGGCCUGAUAGACACCGUGGUGGAGAGCAGCUGCCGGGAGCGCCGCCUCUCUCCAUCUCACAUGCGUCUGCCCUCCCCUUUCCCUUCCACUCCCUGCAGAGGAGCUGAGCUGUUCGCAUCAGGCUCCCAUGCUGAAGGGAAAGCUCUGCUGUUGCGGGGGGUGGAGGACGGGAUGUGGCCCACAGCAGGCCUGAUAGACACCGUGGUGGAGAGCAGCUGCCGGGAGCGCCGCCUCUCUCCAUCUCACAUGCGUCUGCCCUCCCCUUUCCCUUCCACUCCCUGCAGAGGAGCUGAGCUGUUCGCAUCAGGCUCCCAUGCUGAAGGGAAAGCUCUGCUGUUGCGGGGGGUGGAGGACGGGAUGUGGCCCACAGCAGGCCUGAUAGACACCGUGGUGGAGAGCAGCUGCCGGGAGCGCCGCCUCUCUCCAUCUCACAUGCGUCUGCCCUCCCCUUUCCCUUCCACUCCCUGCAGAGGAGCUGAGCUGUUCGCAUCAGGCUCCCAUGCUGAAGGGAAAGCUCUGCUGUUGCGGGGGGUGGAGGACGGGAUGUGGCCCACAGCAGGCCUGAUAGACACCGUGGUGGAGAGCAGCUGCCGGGAGCGCCGCCUCUCUCCAUCUCACAUGCGUCUGCCCUCCCCUUUCCCUUCCACUCCCUGCAGAGGAGCUGAGCUGUUCGCAUCAGGCUCCCAUGCUGAAGGGAAAGCUCUGCUGUUGCGGGGGGUGGAGGACGGGAUGUGGCCCACAGCAGGCCUGAUAGACACCGUGGUGGAGAGCAGCUGCCGGGAGCGCCGCCUCUCUCCAUCUCACAUGCGUCUGCCCUCCCCUUUCCCUUCCACUCCCUGCAGAGGAGCUGAGCUGUUCGCAUCAGGCUCCCAUGCUGAAGGGAAAGCUCUGCUGUUGCGGGGGGUGGAGGACGGGAUGUGGCCCACAGCAGGCCUGAUAGACACCGUGGUGGAGAGCAGCUGCCGGGAGCGCCGCCUCUCUCCAUCUCACAUGCGUCUGCCCUCCCCUUUCCCUUCCACUCCCUGCAGAGGAGCUGAGCUGUUCGCAUCAGGCUCCCAUGCUGAAGGGAAAGCUCUGCUGUUGCGGGGGGUGGAGGACGGGAUGUGGCCCACAGCAGGCCUGAUAGACACCGUGGUGGAGAGCAGCUGCCGGGAGCGCCGCCUCUCUCCAUCUCACAUGCGUCUGCCCUCCCCUUUCCCUUCCACUCCCUGCAGAGGAGCUGAGCUGUUCGCAUCAGGCUCCCAUGCUGAAGGGAAAGCUCUGCUGUUGCGGGGGGUGGAGGACGGGAUGUGGCCCACAGCAGGCCUGAUAGACACCGUGGUGGAGAGCAGCUGCCGGGAGCGCCGCCUCUCUCCAUCUCACAUGCGUCUGCCCUCCCCUUUCCCUUCCACUCCCUGCAGAGGAGCUGAGCUGUUCGCAUCAGGCUCCCAUGCUGAAGGGAAAGCUCUGCUGUUGCGGGGGGUGGAGGACGGGAUGUGGCCCACAGCAGGCCUCAUAGACACCGUGGUGGAGAGCAGCUGCCGGGAGCGCCGCCUCUCUCCAUCUCACAUGCGUCUGCCCUCCCCUUUCCCUUCCACUCCCUGCAGAGGAGCUGAGCUGUUCGCAUCAGGCUCCCAUGCUGAAGGGAAAGCUCUGCUGUUGCGGGGGGUGGAGGACGGGAUGUGGCCCACAGCAGGCCUCAUAGACACCGUGGUGGAGAGCAGCUGCCGGGAGCGCCGCCUCUCUCCAUCUCACAUGCGUCUGCCCUCCCCUUUCCCUUCCACUCCCUGCAGAGGAGCUGAGCUGUUCGCAUCAGGCUCCCAUGCUGAAGGGAAAGCUCUGCUGUUGCGGGGGGUGGAGGACGGGAUGUGGCCCACAGCAGGCCUCAUAGACACCGUGGUGGAGAGCAGCUGCCGGGAGCGCCGCCUCUCUCCAUCUCACAUGCGUCUGCCCUCCCCUUUCCCUUCCACUCCCUGCAGAGGAGCUGAGCUGUUCGCAUCAGGCUCCCAUGCUGAAGGGAAAGCUCUGCUGUUGCGGGGGGUGGAGGACGGGAUGUGGCCCACAGCAGGCCUCAUAGACACCGUGGUGGAGAGCAGCUGCCGGGAGCGCCGCCUCUCUCCAUCUCACAUGCGUCUGCCCUCCCCUUUCCCUUCCACUCCCUGCAGAGGAGCUGAGCUGUUCGCAUCAGGCUCCCAUGCUGAAGGGAAAGCUCUGCUGUUGCGGGGGGUGGAGGACGGGAUGUGGCCCACAGCAGGCCUGAUAGACACCGUGGUGGAGAGCAGCUGCCGGGAGCGCCGCCUCUCUCCAUCUCACAUGCGUCUGCCCUCCCCUUUCCCUUCCACUCCCUGCAGAGGAGCUGAGCUGUUCGCAUCAGGCUCCCAUGCUGAAGGGAAAGCUCUGCUGUUGCGGGGGGUGGAGGACGGGAUGUGGCCCACAGCAGGCCUGAUAGACACCGUGGUGGAGAGCAGCUGCCGGGAGCGCCGCCUCUCUCCAUCUCACAUGCGUCUGCCCUCCCCUUUCCCUUCCACUCCCUGCAGAGGAGCUGAGCUGUUCGCAUCAGGCUCCCAUGCUGAAGGGAAAGCUCUGCUGUUGCGGGGGGUGGAGGACGGGAUGUGGCCCACAGCAGGCCUCAUAGACACCGUGGUGGAGAGCAGCUGCCGGGAGCGCCGCCAUGCAGACGCACAUGACGUGAUGAACGCACUGGAGCAGAGAGGAUGGACGCCUGCCACGUUCCACCAUAACUGUGUUCUCAUGAGCAUGGUGCGUGGGAGGGGAAGGGGGUUUGAGGGUGGUGCUCGAGAUAGCAAGGCGGGCGUGCCGGACAUAGCAGUGCAGAAGCUAGAAGCCAUGGUGGAGGAGCAACGCGAGGGGUUGAAGGAGAGUCGCAGGGAGGGCAAGCCAGACGUGCACUCCUACAACUGGGUGCUCGAGGCCUUCGCUGCACACCCCCAGGAGAGGUACGAGGACACGUUGGAGUUCAUGGGGCGCAUGGUGGAGGACAGCACCGUGCAUCCCAACGGCAACACCUACGCUCUGCUGAUCGAGAUAUUCUGCAAGGACUGGAACUUCCUAUCAGAGGCCGUGCGGCACUUCCGGGCCCUGCAGCGCCUGCCAGGCCAGAUGACCUGCCUGGACGUGCAGAGGGGGGACCGCUACCACGCCACGGCUCUCUUUCUCAGAGCGCUCUGCCGAGCAGGUCUGGUGCAGGAGAUGCAGGAGGUGCUACUGGCGAUGGUGCGCGACAGAGUGAGGCUGCCAGCGUCGGCACUGCUGGUGGACAAGCGUACCCGCCGCACGCUGGUGUCCGCAUGGAUGCAGCCGUGCGACAUGGAACCCGAUUAUGGCCAGCCCACUGACUUCAUUCAACGAGCUGCAGAGGAGUCAGAGGAGUGGAGCAGGGAGAGGAGGGAGAAGAGGGACAUGGAGCGCCACGGGGGGUGGUGGCGGGUCAAGAUGGACACGGACGAGCUGCCUGGCUUCUGGCUGCCUCCCCCGAUCGUGUCGUUUGAAGAGAGCCUUGUGCGCCGCUUCCGGGGCUGCCGCAAGCAGCUCUACUACACACUCAUGUGGCGGGGAGUGGCGGCGUGGCCGGCGGAUCUAGGGGUGAGCAAGGAGGAGGCGGUGGAGGUGGCGGAGUGGUUAGAGAUGGAGCUGCAGAUCCAGGGCCCCACAGGGGCGGGCGCAGGCACUCCCAUGGGCGGAGGCGGAUCCGCCUUGCUCCCAGCCGCAUCUGCUGGUGCUGGUGCUUCUGCGAGUAGUGAUGCAGGCACUGCUGCUGGCACUGCCACGACCAGCACCAGUGCCACUGGUUCUUGGGGCCUAACCGGUGGCUUGACGGGCGGGCUGACGGGGAGAUUGAUGGGGGCGAGAGGGGGAGCGAGGGCGCCCAAGGCGGCGAGCAAGAUGGUGGUGGGGGAGCUGCGGCAGGAGCUGGCGGGGCAGGGGCUGCCCACCGAUGGUAACCGUGCCAUGCUGUAUGCUCGCGUGCAGCGCGCCAGAAGGCUGAAUAAGGCUCUGGGGAAGCCCCUGUGGACGCCGCAAACCAGAGAACCCGUCAUGCAGGCGAGUGCGAGAGUGGAGUAUCUGUUGGAACAUCUCACACUGGAUGGCACAGCGGCGUCAUGGCCGCAGGUGAUAGAGAUGAUGAGGGAGAGCGAGCGGCGGGCGAAUGAGGAGCAGCAGCAGCGCGAGCAGGAUGAGCGGCAGCGGGAAGCAGACGAGAAGCAGCGGGCGGCCGACGAGCGGCAGCGGGUGGAAGACAAGCGGAUCCGGGCGGCACUGUCCGGCGGGGAGGAAGAGGACGAAGAGGAGGAGGAGUACGAAGAAGAGGAAGAUGAGGAAGAGGACGAGGAUGAUGAAGAUGAGGAGGAGGAGGAGGAGGAGGAGGAGGAGGAGGAGGAGGAGGAGGAGGAGGAGGAGGAGGAGGAGGAGGAGGAGGAGGAGGAGGAGGAGGAGGAGGAGGAGGAGGAGGAGGAGGAAGAGGAAGAGCUAGAAGUAGACGAUGUGAUAGAUGAUGAGGAGGAUGAAGACGAGGAGGAGGAGGAGGAGGGGGCGGUGGGGGAAGAGGACGAGGCGGUGGACGAGGAGGAGGUGGCGCCAGGGCAGGCAGGCGGCAUGCUGGGCGGCGGAGCAGAGAGGGAGGUGUCGGUGCUGGCCAUGGAGGAGGAGGGCAUGCGGGGCGGCGGCGGGCUGCUCACAUCGCAGCUUGUGGGCGGCGGUGGGGGCGGUGGGGGUGGGAGCACAGCAGGCAGAGCCAAGGCCAAGUCGUCGGACCUUUACGACGAUGAGGACGAGGGGGAGGUGCAUGCAGCAGCGCCGGCCAUCCUAGCCGGGUCAGCAGCGCAGGCAGCAGAGGAGGACGAGGAGAUGCAGGCGUUCCGCGCAGAGGAGGACCUCAUACCGCUCUCCACCACUCUGGACGGCAUCUUCACCUUGGAGGAGCGGUGGGGGCACUGGUGGGAGCGGGCUGACAAGGAGCGUGUCGUGCAGCCGUGGAGUGAGAGGAUGGAGCUUGACAGUGCUUGGAGCAUCUUUCAACUGGUGAUUGAGCUGGGCGGCGUGCCGACCCUGGCAGACUGCUGCAUGGUGCUGUGGGCGGCAGUGGACGGCAACGAUUGUCGUAUUAUGCAGGGGGUGGUCGAGAAGUCGCACGCGAUUGGUCACAAGUUCGGCAUCAACCUCUACAAGACAGUGGUCAACACGUGCCUUGGGCUCCUGGAGAUUGACACAGCGGUGGCAAUCUUGGAAGAUAUGCAGCGAGCAGGUGUCCAACCAGGCGAUGACAUGUGGCAGCAUGUGGAAGAGGCCCGCCGGGUGGCGGCUGAGCGGGUCGUUGAGGAGCAACGGCGGCGAGAGGCUGCUGAGGUGGCGGCUGCAGAAGCGGCAGCUGCUGAUGAAGUUCUACCAGUCAUGGAAGGCGAGGAGAGUGGAGCUGACGGGAAAGAAGCAGGUUUGGAAAGAAGUGAAGGAGCCUCCGGAGGAGGGUUAUCAAGUGAAUUGGACAAAUGA